ACUGCCCCUCCUUCUCCACACCAACUUCAUAGCUAGCUUUCAAGGUUCCUUUUUUUUCUGGCCGAAACACCUUACCAGCAAAAAUGGCUUUGGUUUCAACUCAGAAACUGCCCAAGUAUUCUACUUCUACCCGUGGAAAGCUUACCUUACCACAACAUGUGGUUGGGAAAAUACUUAUGCUUUUUCCUCCAGCACUGCGAAAUGCAGGAAAGGCAGAAUUGAUUAUGUUUUUGGAGGGUCCUAAUGAGGGUAGUCGCCCUUUUGUGGUAACGGCAUCUAUUCAAAAACUUAGGAAAAACGGGGGAAAUGGUGUGAGAGUGGUUCUCUUGGAGAGUGGGUGGAUGCCUAUUGUUAGGGAACUUCAACUGGAAAAAGGAGACACGGUGAAUAUUUUUCUCUUAAAUAACAUGGCGUGGACUUACUUAAUUGCAGUGGAAAGGGCUCCAGAUGCCGACCGAAUUGAUGAAGUUGAUGCCAUGGAUGAGGAUGUAGUGCCGGAAGAGGCUCCAAGAAGGAUGAUAUUUGACCUGAACGAGCCUGCCCCACUAGACAUGGAUCUGAACCAACCGAAUCAACAGGGAAGGAUGAUGUUCGACCUCAAUGAACUGGCACACCCCGACAUGGAGAUCAAUCGCAACGAUGAAGACUGAAGGAUGGGGCCAGGAGAGUGAAUUGGUAUGUUAUAUAUAUUCUGAAUUACUGAUAUGUUAAUGGUUAACUGUUAUUUUUAUAAUUUUUGUAUAGAGAAUAUCCCUCUUCUUCCCCUAAUUCAUUUUAUUUGAGAUCGAGUCCCAUGCACGAAUGUGACUUGUUCAAUUUCUUUGCUUGUCAUCCUUUUUCAGAAGGCUUUUUUUUUUUUUUUUUACCAGGUUCUUUGUUGGGCAGGUUUGGAGAUUUACUGAUAAGACCGUUCUACAGAAGUGGUACAAGUGUUGUUUCCUUUGGGCAGAAGUGUUGUUUCCUUUUUAGCAUGUAUUAGGAUUUUAUUGUUGUUGUUGUUGUUGUUUUUUUUAUUUUUAUUUUGGCUUACCGUAGGGUGGGAGACUUGAACCUCCUCUAGUGCAGGGAUCAGGACCCCAAUCUGAACCACAGCAUAGCGCCCGCGGGGGAAACGAAUGGGUUGUGUUGCUUAAGAUGUAAUGUAUUACACUUGAUUUGAUAGUCAGAUCGGGUUGUACGGCAGUUCAAUGAAUGCACAAUUUGUCAGUACAGCUUCCUUGGGAUUGGUUGGCCUUUUUUUUUAUGUUUGGGAUUGGUUGUCUUUUUUUUUUUUUUAAUGUUUGUUUGUGAUAUUAUAUAUAUGGAAUGAAGUAUUUAUUUAAAA
This is a messenger RNA of Rubroshorea leprosula, 1324 nucleotides long. Lineage: Eukaryota; Viridiplantae; Streptophyta; Magnoliopsida; Malvales; Dipterocarpaceae. The record is from the annotation of a GenBank genome assembly.